Molecule: messenger RNA, 963 nt
Organism: Symbiodinium natans
Lineage: Eukaryota; Dinophyceae; Suessiales; Symbiodiniaceae
Source: the annotation of a GenBank genome assembly
AUGGAUGCGGUGCGCCAGGAGGUGAUGCAGCUGAUGCAGGAGGGAGUUCAGAAGACGGCGUCCUACUGCGCCUCUCUCUGCGCCGAGCGCAUCGUCACCGCGCGGAGGGAGAUGCAGCGACGUUGGGCCGAGGAGCGCCGCGAGCUUGAGAGGCUCUAUGGCCUGCCCCCCAACAGCUGCGGGGCUGGUACUCCAAUGUCCUCCUCUGCGAGGUGUAGUGGGACCUCCCGAAUGGCCUUGGCUCCUGCAUCGCGAGCAGGCUCUGUGCACUCCUCGGGGACGCACGAGGGGUUCCAGCCGGCAUCUUCGCAGCAAGCAGGCGGGGCCCAGUCCUCGAGCUUCCCGUCGAAGGCUGGCCUGAAAGCUUCGCGAGCCUCCGACGAGCACCUGCAACACAACCUGGACUCCACGUUUAUCGACGCCUACGACGCCGUUCAGACGCUUGAGGAGCGAAACCAACAAGCUGCACGAGCCAUGCAGCUCCUAGACGAGGCGCUGAGGGCGGCCGAGAGCGCCGGAGGCCGGUCGAGUCGAGGUCCCCAAACAGGCAGACCGCUGGGCACCUCCGCGGCGGCUGCGCAGGAGGACGCGAAGGCUGGAGCCAGCCCUCCAAGCGUGCCGUCCUCGGCAAAGGUUAGCAACGGGAUCGAUGGCAAGGUACAGCGAGGAGCCAUGGUGCAGGUGGUCACGCAGCCGGCCGCGCCGCUGAGCUCGCCGGAAGACUGGCCACUACCGGUGUCGCACGCUCCAGCAGGCACGCCGCCGAGGGCGCCGGCGCUGAGCUCGAAGUCACCAUCGGCCACCAGUGCUCCCGUGCACCGGCCGGCCAGUGACACGGGCAGAAGAGAAGUCUGGGCGCAGGCCCCGCCUUUGGCGAGGCCCUGUGCCCCGGGUUGGGAGUGUGAGAUAGCUCCAGCGCCGGUGGGCGUUGCGCGGCCACCGUCGGACCUCCACGCGGUAUAA